This is a messenger RNA of Aspergillus uvarum CBS 121591, 297 nucleotides long. RefSeq lists its product as uncharacterized. The record is from RefSeq and is a predicted model, not a curated record. NCBI's taxonomy places the organism in Eukaryota, Fungi, Ascomycota, Eurotiomycetes, Eurotiales, Aspergillaceae. The transcript has a single exon. Bases 6 to 269 code for a protein of 87 amino acids.
UAGGUAUGCAACAAGCUAGACAAGAAGGACAGAAAAGGAACAAUUAUGUUCAAGAUGUUGGCGCGUCGAAGUCGUCGAGGUGUGAAAUAGAGGAAGUCUUGUGCGAUUCGGAAUUAGUCAAAGUGCGGUACGAAGGAAAGCCUGAGGAAGAAGUGGAUAAGAAAGAAAAUCAGGGCGAGAACGGAGGCGUCAAAAGGCUGGAAGAAUUUGAGAAGCAAGAGAGAUUUGGGUGGGGAGCAAGCUGUAGGUGGUUGACGGAGAUGGUUUGAGGAAGUGGUGAAUAUAAGAGGUUGGUUG